AUGAAUAGCACACUGACACAGCCAUUGAAUGCGACAGAACCACUCAAGUUCACUUAUCCUCUGUCGUCUUUGUUGGUUGAAAUUAUUUUUUUCAGUGCCAGCAUCUCUCUAGUACUACCCGGUAGUUAUCUUUGCAAAUUUGUGAGACAUGCGUCAGGCCAUUUACUCAAACCGACUCAGCUAACCCAUCACGCCAGAAAAAUGUCGGAAGUCCCCGCCCGCAUGGGAGAAUACGAGGUCGUGGCCCCUGGGGCCAAUCCCCCGUCGCCUCCCUCCGCUGCCCCCGCUGCCCGAAAAAAGGGCAAGAAAUAUGCUGCCAAGAGGCAGCAGCAGAGGUCUACAUGCCACAAUUGUGGCCAAUUGGGGCAUUAUGCCCGGGAUUGUCGGCUCCCCCGCCGACCCGCCGCCGCCGCGCCGUUUUACGCCGGCGUUGUUAACUAUAAUUAUUUCAGCGGCACAGCUGUUAUUCACGGGCCCUCGGGCACAAUGCCGCCCUUUGGUGGCCCACCAGCCAAUGGAAAUGGUGGGGUCAAGAAGAACAAGAAGAAGAAGAAGGCCAAGGCCGAGAAGGCCGAAAUGGCCAAGAAGGCCGAGGAGGAGGAGGACAAGAAGAAGGUCAAGAGGGAGGAGGGGGAGGAGGCGACGGGGCAAUUUUUUUAG
This is a messenger RNA of Metarhizium acridum CQMa 102, 660 nucleotides long. The record is from RefSeq and is a predicted model, not a curated record. Lineage: Eukaryota; Fungi; Ascomycota; Sordariomycetes; Hypocreales; Clavicipitaceae.